Dufourea novaeangliae is the source of this 1719-nucleotide messenger RNA. RefSeq names its product putative cell division cycle ATPase. The record is from RefSeq and is a predicted model, not a curated record. Bases 385 to 1719 code for a protein of 444 amino acids. NCBI's taxonomy places the organism in Eukaryota, Metazoa, Arthropoda, Insecta, Hymenoptera, Halictidae. The transcript is spliced from 4 exons. Gene Ontology annotation, molecular function: zinc ion binding; nucleic acid binding.
UCCGUCUGAUCACGUUUGAUCCAGUCCAAUCUAGUCUGAUCCAGUCUGAUCACAGCAGCACAGUUGAGCACACAGCAGGAUUUAGAGGAGAUAUGAGUAUGAGAUGACAUGAGACUGCAUGAGAACACAUGCUGUAAAUGUUAUCUUAACCAAUCUUAACGUCGAACCAAUCCUCGGCAAUCUUGCACGUGGUUUAACGCAGGCAAACAGUAUUACAUACGUUUAUAUAUGCUGUACUGAAUGUUUUACUGUCACGUGUAAUAAACGAAGUUACUUCAAGUGCAAUAAUAAAUUACCAUUAUUGCCUUCAGUGAACUUGUACCUCCAAAUAUUUGUAUUAAUGUUAUAAUUACAUGAAAUCUCGUACAUCUCUCAUAAACGAACAUGACUCGGUAUACAAGAGCUAAAGGUUCAAAAGCGUCGAAUGAAAAAAUUCCGAAUGAAGCAACACCAUGGUAUGUAAUGAAACAACAAUUGGAAGAAAAUUUGUCUAAACCACAAGAACGAUCAGAGAAAAACAAGACUGCAAAAGAGCUGUUACAAGAUAGUCAAGACGUGUUUUACCAUGAUGUAGGAAAUGUUAAUAAUGAUUGGGCACAAUUUGAGGAAAAUAAAGUGGUAAGAAAUAAUAAUGCAGAAGUUAACAAAAAAAAAAAAAAUAAAACUGACAUUUUUAAUGCAAAUGAGAAAAACGUAGAUAAUGUUAUUAGAUCUAAUUCAAACUUAAUAAAAGAAAAGGAAGGAACAUUAUCUAAACGUCAAAAACGUAAUAUGAGAAAACAAAGGAAAGAUGUUAAUAAAAAUUCAUCAGAAAAUGAUACAAUUGUUACUAUGAAAAGUAAAGUAUCUACGAAAAAUGAUGUUGAUCCUGACAGUAAUAAUGACAAUACAAUUAAUAAUAAUAAAGGGAAAAAUGAGAAUAAAGAAAACAGUCAUGAAACAAAAGGGCUUAAUCAGAAAUCUAUAAAUAAGUCAAACAAUUUUAAAAGUGCUGCAAAUAAGUUUGAUAGGAGUAAGUUUGAAAAUAACAAAAAUAAUAGAAAACCUGCAAAAAUUCGAGAUGAUAAGGAACAUAAACGAAGAAAAGCAGACAUUGGUCCAACAAAAAUUACGAUCAAUGGUAUGGAAAUAGAGAUUGUGAAAUUUGAUGGUUUUCCAAUUAAAAAGGAAGAUGCAGAUCGAUUACGUGAACUGAGACAAAAAAUGAUAAUGAAGGGUAUCCCAAAAAAAGAUAUGGAAGCAGCAAUGAAACUAGAGAGGCGAAAAGCUGAGAAAGCAUUGGCAAGGAUUAGAAGGUGUGUCUGUUUCCAUUGUCGUAAAGCAGGACACAAUUUGUCUGAUUGCCCUGAACUUGGAUCUGAGCAAGCAGCUACUGGAAUCUGUUUCAAGUGUGGAUCAACAGAACAUACGCAUUUCGAAUGCAAAGUGGCUAAACCGUCAGAAUUCAGAUAUGCAACAUGUUUUAUUUGUCGGGAACAAGGACAUAUUGCUAAACAAUGUCCUGAUAAUCCAAAAGGUGUUUACCCUCAAGGUGGUAGUUGCAAAAUCUGCGGCGACGUGACACAUCUAAAAAAGGAUUGCCCAGACUUGAUUAAGGAGAAGGAAGAAAGUACCAUUACAGUAAACACAAUUGCAGAUGGUAACAUAGAAUCUUUAGAAGGAAGUACCAAAACUACUUACAGAGAAGAUAAAAAGCCUAAGAAAAUAGUAAAAUUUUAA